AAAGAAAAAGUCGGGUUUUGUACAUUACUUGAAAAAUCUUUGAAUUGUCCGGAGCAAAAUGAAGCAAUUUGUCAAAAAUGCGGGAAAUUGGCGCGCAUAGCUUCAAAACGUCGUGUUCGAGUACUUCCAAAUGUGCUGGCAUUAGAUGUGACUGCGGAUUCGGAGGCGGAACAAAAUUUCUGGAGCACACAAAUUCAGGCAUUUGAAAAUCGACCAGCCGGAUCGACAAAUAUGUUGGGGGAACGAGUGUCAAAAAUAUCCGGCAGAUUUGGCCACGAGUGUAAGGGCCUAAACUACCGACACGCUCAUGGCACUGAUAGUGGUGGUUCUGCUACUUCGGAGGCUGAUACUCAUUACAUACCAGCUGUUGUGAAUGUCAAAGUGGCCGAUGGAAUUUGUACCGUUUCUGAGAAGAAACUUGAAAAAUCUGUACGGUUUCGUCUUGAGUCGGCCGUCUUUAUCAUUACCGAGAAUGAAGCAAAAGGAAGAUUUGAACAUUUGGUCGCUGCUGUCAGGCUAAAACAGGCCGGAGAACGCGUGGUAUCUCAGAUAUGUGCAGUAGACACGGAUGGAAGUUGCUUCAUGAACACUAUUAUGAAGAAAGAUAUGGCCGAGACACCUAGUUUGCGGCUCGACAAAGCCAACCAGCAAUCACUGAAACGAGCUGCUCUGAAGCUCCUGUAUUUGGCCCAAGAGAAGAUGACUAUUAUCGGUUACAAAAUUGACGAGCUGUUUCAGAUGCUGAAUAUCCACGUGCCGGAGGCGCAAGUGAAGGAUGUUUUAUCGCUUUAUCGCGAGUCAGUUGACGAAAAGCGAGCCGAUCCAAUCAAUCUUGCUCGCUUGUCGACACGACUCUACGCAAAAUUCAUUGAACUGAAAGAGGCCGAUGAAACGGAUCUGAACAUAACUGCGCUAGCUCAAGAGAUGGAGAAAAAUAUUUCAUAA
Molecule: messenger RNA, 945 nt
Organism: Gongylonema pulchrum
Lineage: Eukaryota; Metazoa; Nematoda; Chromadorea; Rhabditida; Gongylonematidae
Source: the annotation of a GenBank genome assembly